AUGCCACGCCCGCGGCAUGAUGAAAAUCCGCCCUUGGUUUCGCAGUGCUUCCUGCAGUUUGUGGAAGACGAGCCGGACCCGGAGCAACACAACAAGACAAUUUUCAAGCAGAGCAAAGAGAUCACCAAACGCUUUCCUGGGGCGCCAAUUAGCAAGCAUCAUCGAGCGAAGUAUAUCUGGCUAUGUCAACUUCAGCUUCAGGGUCCGGGGCCUUUCUACACCAUGAGCCCUAAGGACAUGACAGAGGGACUGGAGCCUUCUGAGGAUCUCUCCCAGAACCACUGCGACAUUUGUGGCAGACCUUGUGGGCGCCUUCAUGUGUUCCGGGCCUUCAAGCCGUGCACAGGAGUGGCCGGCAUGCAUCCAGACCGAAGGCUACACAGCUUCAUCAGCUAUGUGUCAAAGGGCUGUGGCAAAGGUUUACUAGGUGAACCUUCACCAAGAGCCGAACUUCGUGCCAAAGUUUUGAAGAUUUUGCUUCAGCAGACUCAGACCGAGAUCUUGGAGCAACUUGCAGACACCUUCGGCCCGAAAGAGAUGAAGGGCGUGAUUGUUGAGCUGGAACGUUAUGCUGGGGUGAAGAACAACCAAGCUGGCACUGGCAGGUUUGUAGCCGCAGACGCCAAGAUAAGGGUUCCAACGGACCGGGCUGCUCGCCCCGAGGAUGUGUUGGCCGCCUUGGAAUCCUUCAGAUGGCCCCUCUGUCAUAGCCGGGCAAACGUGCGGCCGGAUGGGCAGCUAAAGUUGGAGGCAUUUUGCUUGGGAAUUGCUAACUCCUACAGUGUUGGCUUGACGUCUUCGAAGAUGACCCAUGCCAUGAAAAAUCUGGCCAAACUUGUGGUUGCCUUGGGCAGGCAGUUGCCCGGUCACAGAUUCAGCACUGUACAGCUCAACCUGAAUUACUCCGCCCGGCUGCAUGUAGACGGAAACAAUUGCGGCAGCAGUGAGAUCCUAGCGACGGGUCGCUUUGGUCAAGGAGGGCUUUGGCUCAUGAACCCUGAGGGGAAGAAAGUGGAAGAAGACGACGUGCCGAUGACGGUCACUGAGCCCCUGAAAGGGUAUGAUUUCCGACCGCAGGACGUCAUCUACGGCCGUGUCCAUGACAUUAACGGCAAGUGGUUCCACUUUGAUGGCCGGAUCCCGCAUGCAGCAAUGCCUUACACUGAUGGGCCACGCGUGUCCUUGGUUUUUUUCUGCCGGAAGGGUUGUGACAAGAUCAAGGACGCAGAUCGGGCCUUGCUGGAAGAACUUGGGUUCCCCUUGCCAGACUCCGAAUGGCUGCAGCAGCAGGACACUGAGUUUCAUCAAACACAUCCUGCUUUCAAGAGACGUCGGGUGGACAGCUUGCGACGCGAAUCAGUGGAAGAAGUUGAUUCGGAGGAGGAAGUGGACGAAGAAGAGGCAGACGUUAACGACUUUCCUGGUUCCCGCGAAAGUUCCAGUGAAUUGCAAGAACUGAAGUCGAAAGCCCAGGCUUUGCUGGAGUGCUUGGAGGAAAACCGAAGUGCCUUCAGCAACUUCAGUGUGGCUGGUGAGAAAUUGACUUGGGAGGAGCGUGGUCGCAAAUUGCGGUGCUAUGCCCAGCAGUUAUGCCCUAUUCCAUGUGACACUGCCAUGGAGUGGAUGAUUGAGGCCGCUGGUGACAAACCUUCCAAACUUGGCACUGACAUAAUUGAGGCUGGCAUCGAGUACUUAAAUGUUUGCUUGGAUGAGUGCCGCAAGUCUUCCCAAAAACCUGGCAUUGACCGCAAAUUGACACGUUUUCUGGAGAACUUUGCAGCUUUGCAACAAGCCAUUGAAAACACUGGCCUCAAUGUGCCGGGAUUGGGCAAACUGGUGUCGGAUUCCACUGCAUGGAAUUUGCGGCGGAGCUGCAAAGCCGUUCCAGCGAAAACAUUUGGAGCCCGCUCACCAGCACGGGCGGCUGAAAUGCUGCAGCAGCUAAGCCACCCUGAUGAUCAGAAGUUCGUUCUACACCGGCUGGCCACGGUGAUGGAUACCGCGGAGAUUCAAGAGUUCAUCAGUGCCGGGGGAUUGACGGCGUUGAUGGUUCUGGCAGGCGAAUUUCUCCAAUCCAAUCCUCCUGAAGGUGUUGUGAAGGAUAGCGCAAUGAGAUUGCGGGUCAUGGACAAGUUCCAGAAGGGCAUAGCCCAUGCGAAGAUGUGGUUGGAGGAACCCGUUGGAGAGCCUGGCGCUCGCUUGGAGAAACUUUCGACUUUGCAGCAAAGUUUUAACCCACUCCUUGAGGAGCGUGACUCGCUGCAGGCAAAGGUGCUCAAACGACGAGGGGCCGAGAUGUGGAGGAGGAUCCAUGAGCUGGAAAAUGAAGGUUGGAAUGCGCUCCUGGAGCGCCUCGCAUCAUUGGCCUGCCAAUUGAGAGAGCAACGAAGCUGUCAGGAGCAGCUGGCGAGCGCAAAUCUGGCUUCCAGCGCAGCCGAGGUUGUUCGGUCCCUGCUGAGGUGUGGAGGAAGGCAUUUGCAAGCAGCGGCUUGUUGA
Cladocopium goreaui is the source of this 2496-nucleotide messenger RNA. The record is from the annotation of a GenBank genome assembly. NCBI's taxonomy places the organism in Eukaryota, Dinophyceae, Suessiales, Symbiodiniaceae.